Stegodyphus dumicola is the source of this 831-nucleotide messenger RNA. Its product is annotated as death-associated protein kinase 1-like. The record is from RefSeq and is a predicted model, not a curated record. Lineage: Eukaryota; Metazoa; Arthropoda; Arachnida; Araneae; Eresidae.
AUGCAUUAUUUUUCAGAAAUCAUCAAGUUCCUAACUGAGAAAUCGCCGGCAUAUAUUCUUGACCUUCCUGAUAAGUUGGGACAUACACCUUUAGACGUAGCUUGUGGAUUUAAUUGCCCAGAUGUUGUUCAGUUUCUUUUGUCGCAAGGCAGCAGUGUGGGUGCAAAAGACGACAAAAGGCAUCCUCUGCUGAAUGUUCUAUUAACUAAUAAGGCAGAAUAUGCAGUCCCCAUUGCAUCGCUUCUCUUAGAGGCUGGCGCAAAUAUUAACUAUGGCCACCGUACUUUCGGAUCAUCACUGAGACUUGCUUUAGAAUUGUGUCAAGUUGAUGAAAAUUCCACUAUAAGUCAACAUAAUCCACAUAUAGAUUUGUGUAUGCUGUUCAUAGACCAUGGAUGCGAUGUUAAUGCCACUGAUUCCGAAGGUAGAACUGCUCUUCAUGUUGCUGUUCAGGCAGAGCUUGAAAAUGUAGUUCGGAAACUUAUUAUUUCUGGAUGUGACAUCGACAGAUGUGACAAUUUUGGUGAUACCCCAUUGCAAUUAGCAUUUUACAACGGAAGCCAGAGAUUAGUUGAUACACUCAUCAUAUCCGGUGCUAAUUUACGAUCCGUAGAUUGGGAAGCUACUUUGGAACUGUGGAGAAGAUCUGGAAUUUUAAAUGAACGAACCACUCAGCUGUUAAAUUAUAUUAUACAUAAAUCGAAGCAGUGUCUUAGCUUAGUAAACCUUUGCAAUAUAACUAUCAGAAAAAAUGUUAGAAAUGUAGAAAGAGAUGCGUCUCAGCUCGGAUUACCACAGUUAUUAGUAAGACGGCUACAACUUAAAGAAUAA